GUGAUGUGAUGUCAUAAUCAAAUACCGAACCACGUGUUCUGUGACGCCAUUCAUAAGGAAGUAUACAGAUUUAGUUUCUGUGGUUUGCGUAGAUUUAUAGAGACUAGUUUUCAUUAUGCCAAGUGACUAACAAAGCUAAAAUAGAUUGACGUAGUAAUGGCGGGAAUCGCUCUCGAGGUUUCGCCAGCAAACGCUCCCCAACCUUUAAAGAAAAAGCGAUUUCUCCAACAUCACAAAAAUGGAGUUUUGAGUCAAAACGCAUUGGCCGCUGUUCGUCGUUCACUCCCCAUAUUUUCUGCCAGAGACAGACUUAUUCAAGAGUUGAAAAAGUCUCCAACAGUGAUUGUGAUCGGUGAAACUGCUAGUGGAAAAACUACACAAAUUCCUCAAUUUUUGUUAAAAGCUGGCCUGGGCAAAACUGGCUGCAUCGCAUGUACCCAACCAAGAAGGGUAGCAGCGAUUACUAUUGCUCAAAGGGUAUCAGCUGAGUUGAAUGUCAAGUUGGGUGAAGAAGUCGGUUACUGCGUCAGAUUUGAAGAUUGUACAAAUGAGAAAACAAGAAUAAAAUACAUGACAGACGGAAUGUUGCUGAGAGAGUCACUUGGAGACAGUUUAUUGUCAAGGUAUUCAUCCAUUCUGUUAGAUGAAGCUCAUGAAAGAACUGUUCAUACUGAUGUGUUGUUUGGAAUCGUAAAAGAUGCACAGAAGUCUAGAAAAGAGAAAGGUUUGCCAAGCCUCCGUAUCAUAAUCAUGUCUGCUACCAUGGACGUAGAUCAUUUUUCAAAAUAUUUCAACAAAUCACCUGUACUCUACCUCGAAGGACGGUUACAUAAAAUCGAUAUUUUAUACACAGAAGAAAAACAAUCGGACUACCUCGGAGCAACAUUAGUUACUAUAUUUCAGAUCCAUCAAGAAUCAAAUCCUCAAGAAGACAUUCUGGUGUUUUUAACUGGACAAGAGGAAAUUGAGUCGAUGUGUCGAACAAUAAAAGAUUUAUCGAUUUCACUUCCUUCAAACCUUCCAAAGUUACUCAUCUAUCCACUCUAUGCAUCCCUUCCUAAACAUCAACAACUGAAAGCAUUUCAUGCGACGCCUCAAGGUGCAAGAAAAAUUGUUCUUGCCACGAAUAUUGCUGAAACGUCUGUCACUAUAAAAGGUAUCAAAUAUGUGAUUGAUACUGGAAGAGUGAAAGCAAAGUCUUUUCUUCCGUCAACGGGAUUGGAUAUUCUUGCAGUUCAGAAAAUAUCAAAAGCACAAGCUUGGCAAAGAGCAGGGCGGGCUGGAAGAGAAUGUCCUGGGACAGUAUAUAGAUUAUAUACAGAAGAAGAAUACUCAGAAAUGGAUGAAAUGACCAAACCAGAAAUACUUCGUUGCAAUUUAUCGAGUGUGAUUCUUCAACUUAUGGCAAUCGGAAUUACAGAUGUACAGACCUUCGAUUUUAUGGAUCCUCCUCCAAAGGAGUCUAUUGAGGAUGCUUUGAAUCAACUUCAAAUUUUGGGAGCAAUCAGUAAAAAAUGCGAAUAUCAACUCACUGAUCUUGGAUGGAAAAUGUCUGUUUUUCCGCUCGAUCCGAAAUUAUCAAGAAUUAUUUUGGCUUCAACAGCUGCGGAUAGAAGGUGUACUGAGGAGGCAAUCAGUCUUGUUGCGCUACUUUCUGUUGACAGUAUUCUAUAUGUUCCACAUGGUAAACGAGAAGAAGCUCAUGCGGCAAAACAAAAAUUUGUCUCUAGCGAAGGCGAUCAUAUCAUGUUACUCAACAUUUAUAACUCAUUCAAAAAAUACAAAGGAGACGCUGGGUGGUGCUAUGACAAUUUCAUUAUCACUCGUAAUUUAAAUAUGGCGGGAAACAUAAGACGUCAGUUACGAGAUCUGUGUAUUAAAGCUGGGAUAAAAGAUAUUAAUUCAAACAGGACUGACAUGGCACAGCUACGAAAAAGCGUGGCAUCUGGGAUGUUUGUAAAUGCCGCGGAACUACAACAUGACGGGACUUAUAAGGCGCUGUCCACUGGGCAAACAGUUCAAAUCCAUCCUUCGUCUUGUCUUUUUCGUUGCAAACCAGCUUACGUGAUUUAUAAUGAAUUAAUUUAUACUUCGAAAUGUUAUAUCAGAGAUUUAUGUGUUAUUGAUCCAGAAUGGUUGUUUGACGCGGCACCGGAGUAUUUUCGUAGAAGAUUAAAAAUAGAAUAGGGAUGGCCAACUUUUCGCGUUAUCUCAAAAAUGCUGUGUCACACGCUCGUCCUUUAUCUCCAUGUUGCAUGAGUUAGGAUAGAUAUAUAUUAUGGUGAAAAUGGUUGAAGUUAAGUAUGUGGAGUGAAAUCAUGAUAUGUUCAGGUAUGAUAUGAUACUUGGCAAAAGGUCAAAGCAGGGGUGUACAACCUUCAAUACCUGAGGGCCUGAUACAAAUACCUGGGUGAAGCCGCGGGCCUCGUAGGCUUUCUAGUAGUAAAAAGCAUUGUAACAUCAUAGGCAUAGAUAAUGAAUUUGUGACGCAAAGGGAUUAGAAUUACCCACAUGUACCAGAUUAAAGUAAAUUCAUUGCGCGGUCUGCGCAUUCAAAACUGCCAAGUGGGCAACAUGUUGCACGCUCCCCCAAUGUAAAGUAUUCAUUUGAAGUACGAUACAUAAAAUGUGUACAUUUUUGAGACACGCAUCUUCUUUUAUUAAUAUUUGCGCUCUUGUUUUGAGCUGUUCUUGGAUUGUGCUUAAUGAUAAUCAUAUUUCAUUGUUUUUCUAUGUUUAUUAAAGCCAAGUAUGUUUGCAAAGGUACACUAACAUUCGACAUUGAAAAAUAUUGAUCGAAACAUGUAUUGUAUAUAAAUAAUAUUUUUGUUGGAUUUGUACAAAUUAUGUAUUUACUUCUUUUACUGAUAAAAAUAAUGCCAAUCAAUUUUUUUAUUUUUACUUCUGUUUAUAAAGCUCACACACACUCAAAUAAUAUGUCAAACUUUUCCGUAGA
Messenger RNA from Styela clava, 2956 nucleotides. The record is from RefSeq and is a predicted model, not a curated record. NCBI's taxonomy places the organism in Eukaryota, Metazoa, Chordata, Ascidiacea, Stolidobranchia, Styelidae.